Molecule: messenger RNA, 207 nt
Organism: Xyrichtys novacula (pearly razorfish)
Lineage: Eukaryota; Metazoa; Chordata; Actinopteri; Labriformes; Labridae
Source: the annotation of a GenBank genome assembly
AUGCCGACAAGGGGUAGCCCCGACAGUCAGGAGAAAGUGGAGCGCUCUUCCAUAUAUGGACAAACUUCCAAGGGUGAAAUGUUUGGGAAAGUGAUGUCACGGAGCGGGAGCAGAGCUGUUCGCUCGGGGCUGGAGGAAGCAGACUCCUGUUCAGAGCAGCAGCAGCAGCAGCAGCAGCAGGAGCCCGGUGGUGAUAAAAGUCAAUGA